CUGCUCUUAACAGAUUACAGCCCCCUCCCAAACACUCACAGUCUUUUAUCCUCCUCUUCCUGUUCCUCCUUUUAAGUCACAUACUCUCUCUUUCAGCAGACAGAACAGGAGACUUGCCCCUUUAGCACUUCUUUCGUUUUCUCUUUGAAUUUAAACCUUUUUGGAGCAUUUUCUCACACCUGAAGCAGCAGUUCACCUGAGCUUCACCGAUGACCAGAUGAACAGACAGCGGCAUGAAGACGACUAAUCUGAUAUGUAAGAGGUGAUGGUGAACUGGUAACUACAACUUACUAAGAUGGAUCUGCUAACAAUAGUCUUUCACUUCCCGCUUUUAUUUUUUGAUCCAUCUGCAGCCACAAGCCUCAUCACAGCGGAUAUAUUUGAAGCCAGAGGUCAACGUGUGUGCAAGGCAGGGAAAGGGAGGCCGUGUUACAAACUGGCCUAUUUCUCCGAGCUCCGGCGGAGGCUGAACUUUGCAGAGGCUGAGCUCGCCUGCAGACGGGACGGAGGGCAGCUGCUGAGCGUGGAGUCGGCAUCUGAGCAGAAAAUCGUAGAGCAGCUCAUCACGGAGCUCCGCCCGACUGAUGGAGACUUCUGGAUUGGUCUCCGUCGUAACCAUGGAGGCGAGGACAGCACUUCAGACUGCUCAUCACAGUACUACUGGCUGGACGGCAGCAAAUCUACAUUUAGGAACUGGCACUGGGAUGAGCCAUCAUGUGGCUAUGAGGUAUGUGUGGUAAUGUAUCACCAACCAUCUGCACCCCCUGGUCUCGGGGGGCUCUACAUGUUCCAGUGGAAUGACGACAAUUGCGACACCAAGAACAACUUCAUCUGUAAAUACACUGCAGAGAAGCCACUGGACCCCUCCCCUUCUCCCAACUCCACUCAAACAGCUCUGAAUUUGGUGUACAUCAUCAUUCCCACCAUUCCCCUGAUACUGCUGUUGCUGACCGUGACUGGAGUCUGCUGCUUCAAACGGCUACUCAGACGAAGGAGAAAACAACAGAAAUCAGAAGUAUGCCAGGCAGACCCGGGCAUCUGCCCCAGCCCGACUCCGUCUGAUGUCUACAAUGUCAUUCGCUCCCAGAAGGACGGGGACCUGGUUUCAGCUCGCCCGCACACCAAAAACACCUCCUUUUUAUGCUCCUCCCCUGACACGCCUACAGGUGACUACGACAACCUGGGGGGUCGGGACACAGAGAGCGGCUUUGUGACUCUUGCCAGCACAGAGAGCUGCUUCCUCAACUUUGACCUCAAUGACCUCAGCCUUGGACGUCGUGGCACCCGCGACUUCUACGACACCAGCUUGGGCCGCUCAGGAAAGAGGGACUUGAAUGACAGCAGUCUGGGUCACACUGGGCACAGAGAGUUUUAUGACAGGAGUCUAGGUCGUCGUACAACAAAGAGUGAGCAUUACGGCAGCAGUGUGUACGGGGACCAUGGAUUGUAUGACAGCAGUGUCAGGGGAGAGAGUGACCUCUAUGAUCCCAAACUGAGGCCUGGAGGUCACACAGUAAAGGCUGACCUCUAUCAGACAUACAUCACCAACGGCAAGGAAGACACUUACCAAACCAGCCUCGGAACCUACGGAAACCGAAAAUCCUACCAAGCUAAUCUGGAUUCCUACAGAAAUGGCCUGAAUCUUGACGGCAGAAGGAGAUACUUCAAUGAACAGGAAUGGAUCAACAGAGAAAACUACUGAUCCUCUAAACAGCUUCUUUAUUGUGUGUGUUCAUCAGUGUGUGAGAGUGUGGACAGGGACGAGAGAAUGGCAAAAAACUGUGCAUGUAUGUGCUCGUAACUGUUUGUACGGUAUGUUUCUGAAACUUUUUAGUUGAUGAAAAUCCGGUGAACACAUGCUAAAACAUAUAUUUUGUUGCUGGGCCAACAAUUCACCAUGUGACGGUUAGUUUGUGGUACUACCACCUAUUUACGCAUUGUAUCGUUUGAAAUUAAAGAGUCAGUUCACCCAAAUUACAAAACACCCCACAGUUUUGGGUUGGAUUUGCUAAAGUUUUGAGACAUCCGUUUCUGAAGUUUCUGCCUCUACCCCACACCUGGUUUGUGAUGCUCAAGGCAUUUGAAAAUUAGCUUUAAGGAAUUAACCUGCAACAUAUCUUUGUGUUAAUGUCCAGCUUACUCUGGAGAAUCCACAGGCCUCAUUGUGAACAGCUUGCACUGGCCCAUGAAAAGUGCUGAAAGUAAGUUUUUUUUUGGCUGGUAAGCAACAGUCAUGAUGGUCCAUGACUGACUUGACCCAGUCCGUGAUAAAUCUACGCCAUAUGGCACGUGACCAAGUGCUGAAGUAUACACGACUGGUCGGGCUGUGUCAAAAUUUAUAGAUGCAAAAAGUUUCUAUCGCAUCGUAUGGGGGGUGUUUAUAGGCAGUGUUGCCAACUUUGCACCUUUGUCGUCAGAUUUACAGACAUUCCACACCCCUUUAGCGAGUUUUCGUCACAUAACAGCCAGUGGAAAAUCUAGUGACUUUUUGGACAAACCUUAGCUAAUUUCCGUACAAGAUCGUCAGUAUUGCCCCGCGAACGCGAGGUCGGGCUUUUCCUCCACAGGCACACCUCUCUAUGCAUCUCAUUUAACUGACCGCACUGCAGUUGAUAUAGAUGUGAAUGAGCUUCUCUCGCUUAACUUUCUCUCUGAGUUAUCAUUUU
Molecule: messenger RNA, 2666 nt
Organism: Xiphias gladius (swordfish)
Lineage: Eukaryota; Metazoa; Chordata; Actinopteri; Istiophoriformes; Xiphiidae
Gene: layna
Product: layilin a
Exons: 7
Coding region: 296-1702 (468 amino acids)
Molecular function (GO): hyaluronic acid binding
Source: RefSeq, a predicted model, not a curated record